AGUAAUUUGGUGAGGACCGUGAGGAGAAGAAAGUUGAUUUUUGUGAAAGAAGCACAGCACUGGUAUUGACAGCAAUGAAAGAUUACGAGAAUUUUUUGGCUGUCUGGAUCACUGGAUCACUGAACAAGUGGGAGAAUGUAAAACUUGUUUUGGACACUAUAAGUGCCAAUCAAGCCUGCGAUACUGUGCUGCAUUUUAAACAGGCCUUUUUGGAGAGGCAUGGGUCUGAUUGCUUUGACAUUAACAUGGUGAUUGAAGAAAAAAAGCAAGCUGCUGCUGAUGUGUUGUAUCAAUAUUCAAAAUUUGCUAUGGCCUGUAUCGGUAAUCGAGUUCGACCUUGUGACUUAAGGUUGCAUUUGAUGAAGGAAAUAUCAGGGUUGCCAACUUCUUUAAAAAGGGAAUCAUCCCAAGUUGCUGCUGCUUCAGAUGUAAUGGGAGAAUCGUCAAGCUCAGGGACUUCUAGACUUGACAAAGCAGACAGUUUUCGAGCACUUUAAUCUUUGGAGUGCCUUCCUAGUGUCUUGUUUAUAUUAGUGGUACAAUUUGCUCCUCUAUCUCCUUCUGUAAUGUGAAUUUACUCGUCUUUGGCAAUUCAUCAAUUCUGGAAGAUUAUGCAUUUCUAGCAAAUUAAUGUUCCCAUCCCUACUGUUGAUAUAGGUUUCUGGUGUUUUUAUUAAGCAUUCAAGACUGUUUAGGUUGUGGGAAUAUCAAUCCUCAGUAUCGGGAAUAUGGUUUAAGCCUUUCCUACUUUGUUUGGUCGGCGAUUUAAGCAAUCUUUUGAACAUGAUCUAAAUGCAGAGCCGGGUUUUGAACCUUGGGUUA
Molecule: messenger RNA, 822 nt
Organism: Olea europaea var. sylvestris
Lineage: Eukaryota; Viridiplantae; Streptophyta; Magnoliopsida; Lamiales; Oleaceae
Exons: 5
Coding region: 75-497 (140 amino acids)
Source: RefSeq, a predicted model, not a curated record